AUGGCACGCGUCAAGUAUAUUAAGCCACGCCCUGGUGAGGCCACCCCCUCAGAUCAUGAAUCAACCCACAGCGACUAUGAAGAUAAUUACACCACCACUGCUCCUCCCAGCACUUCAUCUGAACCCAAGGGAAAAGAGCCAGUGAGACCAGUCAUGGGAGGAUAUGAAGAGACGAGAACCUCUACUUCUACUUUUAUUUCUAAUACUCCAACAUUUACACCGUUAGAGACUUUGUUGAAUCCAGCUACAGCUCAGCGUCCAUCACAACAAACCCAGGUGAAUGCUACUCCCCUUGAACCUUCUGCCUCAGGGCUUCUUCUGGGCGCGCCCUCUAACCAGAGUUUUUCUGCAUCGACGGUUGCUGCCUCUGAAGACAAGUCUGAUACAGGGACUUCCACGACCGUACCUACUGGUCCGAAACGUCGGUCUCGUGGUCAAGGUGGUAGAAGAGGUGGUUCUCAAGUUUCCCAAGCUCCAUCCACAACUUUCCAAGAAGAUCAAACGGGAAAAGGGAACAAAAGAAAACGGCAAACCGGUGCUACUCCCUCACAGGGCUCACAAGCAGAAGGUAGUAGUAGUAGUACCGCGCCGCCCAAAAAACGUCCUAGGGCUAAAAAGACUAUUGCUUUUGCUGGAGAGACCAGCUCAGAGUCAUCAUCUAGUGCUGCUGGCAAAUCGAAUUUCAAUAUCUUCGAGGCAAUCAUUCAACAUCCGCAUCUGGUCUUUCACUUUGCCAUUUCUCUCGAAAUCGAGGAUUUGAUCUCCGUCUAUGCCAUUUCAAAGGACUUUCAUCACAUUAUUAACACAGGUCUGACCAUGGUGAUAGUCGCACAAGCUAUGCUCCACGCUCCAACGUCUGCGAAAGUCUUUCCAUUUCGAUGUUACCGCGGGCUCUGUGUUAGUGAUCCUCGAGUAGAUAUGGACGAGUCUCGAGGACAGUCUCGCCUGGUGCCCUCGUUUCGGUGGCUUCGUAUGGUGUGCUGGCGCGAGCAGAUUGCAAAGAAGAUAACACACCUGAUGAUCGAAGAAGGCUUGUAUCUGCCAUGGGAAUGUGAAGAGGCUAUCAAGAAACUAUGGUUUCUCAUGGACAUUCCGGACAAUCAGCGGCGCCUUGGUACGGUUCAGAAUACCGACUUGUGGACCGCAGCAGAUCUCUUCUAUGCAGUCAUGUUCCUUGUCAGGUUCGACAUGCGCUGCACUGACCCGCUUUCAACGCAGGCUCAAGGGGGGAUGAGACGCCUGCUCAUGGCCCAGCCAAGUAUGAGUGUGCUGUACCGUACUCUAGAGCGCACAGCUAUGAAGGACUCUUAUGAAGUGAUACAGGGGUUUCUUCGUUGGAAAUAUGAGCCUCACGGCAACGGUAAUCAGCCAAUAUACGGUGUGCCGAGAUCCGAAAUUGGGAAACUGCAGUACGAAGGCUAUGGCGCUGGAGGAAGUCAGGUCAAACUUCAGCGUCCAGACGAGUUGGUUCUGAAGGAGUGUAUUCGGAGGGAUAUGGAUGUGUGGGAAGUUCUAUUGGAAAUUAUCGUAUGGCCUGCCACAGUGGAAGCAGAAAAGUAG
Molecule: messenger RNA, 1560 nt
Organism: Talaromyces rugulosus
Lineage: Eukaryota; Fungi; Ascomycota; Eurotiomycetes; Eurotiales; Trichocomaceae
Exons: 1
Coding region: 1-1560 (519 amino acids)
Source: RefSeq, a predicted model, not a curated record